Messenger RNA from Polyodon spathula (Mississippi paddlefish), 7565 nucleotides. RefSeq names its product collagen alpha-1(XI) chain-like. The transcript has 68 exons. The coding region runs from base 231 to 5972 and encodes 1913 amino acids. Gene Ontology annotation, molecular function: extracellular matrix structural constituent. NCBI's taxonomy places the organism in Eukaryota, Metazoa, Chordata, Actinopteri, Acipenseriformes, Polyodontidae. The record is from RefSeq and is a predicted model, not a curated record.
UGCUCUCUGCAUUUUGAUGAAAGCCCAAAUACCUUCAGUCUGAAGGCAGGGCACAGGGAAGGAAAGAUCUGAGGGGCCUGGACUGGCUGUGUGCAGAAAAAAAAAACCUUGCUUUCACUUAUGGCUGUGUAGGAAAAAAAAAAAAAAAAUCAAAUUUGGGAUUGUGGAAGGGACUGAAUUUUGUAUAAAUUGAAGCCGCCCAGUUUUGAUCACAGUUGUGGGCGCCGAUCAUGGAGAUGCAAAAGUGGUCCACAAGGUGGAAAACGAAAAGGUGGCUCUUGGAUUCCACUUUAAUCAUCACUUUUACUUUCGUUCUGCAGGCUGCAAAUGUCAGAGCAGCUGAUCCUGUUGAUGUGCUCAAAGUAUUAGACUUUCACAGUUCUCCAGAAGGGGUUAAAAAAACAACAGGCUUUUGCACGAAUAGAAAAAACUCACAAGGAUCUGACACAGCCUUCAGAGUCGGAAAACAAGCACAACUCAGUGCCCCGACAAAGCAGUUAUAUCCAGGUGGAGUGUUCCCAGAAGAUUUCUCUAUCCUUACAACGAUAAAACCCAAGUCAGGGAUCCAGUCCUUCUUGCUGUCAGUUUACAAUGAGCAGGGAAUCCAGCAGCUUGGAGUGGAGGUGGGCAGAUCCCCAGUGUUCCUGUAUGAGGACCAAUAUGGCAAACCAGCCCCUGAGGAUUAUCCUUUGUUCAGGACUCUUAAUAUUGCAGAUGGAAAGUGGCAUCGGGUAGCUAUCAGUGUGCAGCAAAAAACUGUUACUAUCAUUUUUGACUGUAAAAAGAAAAUCACAAAACCACUCAGCAGAAGUGACCAGGCUGUCAUCAACACUGAUGGCAUAACAGUGUUCGGUACCAGGAUUUUGGAUGAAGAAGUCUUUGAGGGUGAUAUCCAGCAAUUGCUUAUUGUAGCGGAUCCCAGAGCAGCUUAUGACUACUGUGAACACUACAGCCCAGACUGUGAAACCCCUCACCCCAACGCUCCUCAGGCUCAGGAACCUCAAGUGGAUGAACAGUACACUACUGACGACUUAGUAGAAUACGACUAUGAAUACAGUGAAGGAGAAUUUACUGAAAAUGAGAACACCCCAACAGAAGAAGCAGUAGCUCAACCAGAGAAAAAGAAACCAAAUUCCUUCAGCAAAAAGAAGAAAGUGAAAAAACCCACUAAAACUAAGGACAAACCUGUAAAGUUCACUUCCAAAAAAUCUGAAAACUUAGCAGCUAAGAAGAAGAAAGCGAUGCCCGGUUACCAAGCAGCAGCACGAGCAAGAACAUCAGUCAAUCUAGGGGUCAACAAUGUCGAUGAAACAGAAGAGUACGAUUACGGAACCGUGGAGAGUCAUCAGACUCAAACUCCCACUGCUUCAACAGGGGAGAACGAGGCUGUUGAAGAAGAAUUUAUUGAUGAAUAUAUAACUGGAGAGGAUUAUGGUGUGGAGAAAAAAUUCACUGAGGAAGCCGCGGAAACCGUGGCAACUGGGGAAACAGUGGAAGCCGUGGCAACUGGGGAAACAAUGGAAACCAUGGCAACUGGGGAAACAGUGGAAACCGUGGCAACUGGGGAAACUAUGGAAUCUGGGGCAGCUGGGGAAACUGUGGAUCAAGGAGCCAACGAAUAUGACUUCAAGGAAUAUGAUGUUAAGGAACAUGAUCUUAAGGAGUAUGAUCUUAAUGAGUAUGACCUUAAUAAUUAUGAUAAAAAAGAAUAUGGGGAAUAUGACUAUAAAGAGGAAAUACCAACUACACAGGAGGAGUUUGGGCCAGGUGUUCCAGCUGAGACUGAUGUGACAGAGAGUAAAAUAAAUGGCCAAGGGUUUUUUGGGGAGAAGGGAGAGAAAGGUGAACCAGCAGUUAUCGAACCUGGAAUGCUUAUAGAAGGCCCCUCAGGACCAGAAGGCCCCGCUGGUCUUCCAGGUCCUUCAGGUCUACAAGGCCCCCCUGGUCCUCCCGGAGAUCCCGGUGACAGGGGCCCAGCAGGCCGUGCCGGUCUCCCAGGUGCUGAUGGGUUGCCUGGGCCUCCAGGUACCAUGCUCAUGCUGCCAUUCCGUUUUGGUGGGGAUGGAGAGAAAGGACCAGUUGUCUCAGCCCAGGAAGCUCAGGCCCAGGCUAUUCUCUCUCAAGCCAGACUUGCUAUGAGAGGUCCAUCAGGUCCAAUGGGUCUCACUGGAAGGUCUGGUCCUGUGGGUGUCCCUGGGUCAACAGGUCUUAAAGGUGAUGGUGGUGAUCCAGGUCCGCAGGGUCCUCGUGGUUCUCAAGGUCCCCCUGGUCCUCCUGGUAAAUCUGGCAAAAGGGGCCGAUCGGGUGCUGACGGUGCCAGAGGAAUGCCAGGAGAAUCAGGAGCAAAGGGUGACAGAGGAUUUGAUGGACUUCCUGGUCUGCCUGGUGAAAAAGGUCAUAGAGGAGAAGUCGGUCCACCAGGCCCCCCUGGCAGUCCUGGUGACGAUGGAGAAAGAGGAGAAGAUGGAGAGAUUGGGCCAAGAGGUCUUUCUGGCGAGAGCGGCCCAAGAGGAUUGCUCGGACCAAGAGGGUCUCCAGGUCCCACUGGACAGCCUGGUGUUGCUGGAGUUGAUGGUCCUCAGGGUCCAAAAGGAAACAUGGGUCCUCAAGGAGAGCCUGGGCCUUCCGGACAGCAGGGAAUCCCUGGUCCACAAGGUCUUCCAGGUCCUCAAGGCCCUAUUGGUCCACCUGGUGAAAAAGGACCCCAGGGUAAAUCUGGUCUCCCAGGCUUGCCUGGUUCAGACGGGCCUCAUGGUCACCCUGGAAAAGAAGGUCCACCCGGAGAAAAAGGUGCCCAAGGACAGUCCGGCCCUCAAGGACCAAUUGGAUAUCCUGGUCCCCGAGGUGUAAAGGGUGCUGAUGGCGUCCGAGGUCUUAAGGGUGGCAAGGGUGAAAAGGGAGAAGAUGGUUUCCCAGGUUUCAAGGGUGACAUGGGUCUCAAAGGAGACAGGGGUGAAAUUGGGCAGGGUGGUCCAAGAGGUGAAGAUGGCCCUGAAGGCCCAAAAGGUCGCUCUGGUCCCAAUGGUGACUCUGGCUCACCAGGUCUUGCUGGUGAAAAGGGAAAACUUGGUGUUCCAGGAUUGCCCGGGUAUCCAGGAAGACAAGGUCCAAAGGGCUCCACUGGUUUCCCCGGAUUUCCAGGAGCCAAUGGAGAGAAAGGUGCCAGGGGUCUUGUAGGAAAAUCAGGCCCAAGGGGGCAAAGAGGUCCAACGGGUCCACGUGGUGGUCGUGGUGCCAGAGGUCCUACUGGAAAACCAGGUCCUAAGGGUACUUCAGGCAAUGAUGGUCCACCUGGGCCACCUGGAGAAAGAGGACCUCAAGGACCUCAGGGACCAGUCGGAUUUCCUGGACCAAAGGGCCCCCCUGGACCAGCUGGUAAGGAUGGGCUGCCUGGUCACCCUGGACAGCGUGGAGAGACUGGUUUCCAAGGAAAGACUGGUCCCCCAGGCCCUGGCGGUGUGGUUGGUCCACAGGGGCCUACUGGUGAGACCGGCCCCAUUGGUGAGAGGGGUCACCCUGGCCCCCCUGGUCCUCCAGGUGAGCAGGGUCUACCAGGAGCUGCUGGAAAAGAAGGCGCUAAGGGAGACCCAGGUCCCCAGGGCACUUCCGGCAAAGACGGGCCUUCUGGACUGCGAGGAUUUCCUGGUGAAAGAGGUCUGCCUGGUGCCACGGGUCCAGCUGGUUUAAAGGGAGGAGAAGGCCCACAGGGUCCCUCAGGCCCAAUUGGGUCUCCAGGAGAGCGUGGUGCCGCUGGCCCAGGAGGUCCGAUCGGUCUUCCUGGUCGCCCAGGUCCCCAAGGCCCACCUGGCCCGGCAGGAGAGAAGGGUGGCCCAGGUGAGAAAGGUCCCCAAGGCCCAGCUGGCCGAGAUGGCAUCCAGGGUCCAGUUGGUCUUCCAGGGCCUGCUGGUCCUCAAGGCCCCCCAGGAGAAGAUGGCGACAAGGGGGAAAUUGGUGAACCAGGUCAAAAGGGAAGCAAAGCUGCUAAGGGUGAACAAGGUCCUCCUGGUCCAGCAGGUCUUCAAGGUCCUGUCGGUGCUCCUGGCCCUGCUGGAGGCGAUGGAGAGCCAGGCCCCAGGGGUCAGCAGGGAAUGUUUGGCCAGAAAGGUGAUGAAGGUUCUCGUGGUUUCCCUGGCCUUCCUGGUCCAAUUGGUCUUCAGGGUCUUCCAGGUCCACCAGGCGAGAAAGGAGAAAAUGGAGACGUUGGUCCAAUGGGCCCCCCUGGUCCCCCAGGUCCUAGAGGCCCUCAGGGUCCGAAUGGAGCCGAUGGUCCACAAGGUCCCCCUGGUGGCCUGGGUUCUGUUGGCGCAGUUGGUGAGAAGGGUGAGCAUGGUGAAGCAGGUAACCCUGGACCUCCAGGAGAAUCUGGCACUGGGGGUCCUAAAGGAGAGAGGGGAGAGAAGGGAGAAUCAGGUCCACCUGGAGCUGCUGGACCAGCUGGUCGCAAGGGACCUCCAGGAGACGAUGGUCCCAAGGGUAACCCUGGUCCAGUUGGAUUCCCUGGAGACCCUGGUCCCCCUGGUGAGGCUGGUCCAGCUGGCCAAGAUGGGUCUGGUGGAGAGAAGGGAGAUGAUGGUGAAGCUGGUCAACCUGGUCCUCCUGGUCCAUCUGGAGAAGCUGGCCCACCUGGUCCUCCUGGUAAAAGAGGUCCUCCUGGAUUAGCUGGUGCUGAAGGCAGGCAAGGAGAAAAGGGUGCAAAGGGAGAAGCUGGCUCAGAGGGUCCACAAGGAAAGACAGGCCCAGUUGGUCCACAAGGUCCCCCAGGAAAGCAAGGCUCAGAGGGCCUUCGUGGUAUUCCAGGCCCUGUUGGUGAACAAGGACUUCCAGGUGCUGCUGGACAGGACGGCCCUCCUGGACCUAUGGGUCCACCUGGCCUCCCUGGCUUGAAAGGUGAUCCUGGUACUAAAGGUGAAAAAGGCCACCCAGGUUUGAUUGGUCUCAUCGGUCCACCUGGUGAGCAGGGAGAGAAGGGUGACCGAGGUCUGCCUGGCCUACAAGGUUCUCAUGGCUCCAAGGGUGACUCAGGUAUCGGUGGUUCACCUGGUCCUCUUGGUCCCCCUGGUCCUCCUGGUCUUCCAGGUCCUCAAGGUCCAAAGGGUAGCAAGGGUUCUUUGGGGUCUGUUGGUCAAAAGGGUGACACAGGUGUGGCAGGUCCUCCAGGUCUUCCUGGUCCUCCUGGUGAGGUUAUCCAGCCUUUGCCUAUCCAGUCUCCAAAGAAGACCAGGAGAUCAUCCGAACAAGCUGACGAAGCCAAAAAUGUCCUGGAUUACUCAGACGGCAUGGAAGAGAUCUUCGGGUCGCUCAACACACUUAAACAAGAUAUUGAGCACAUGAAGUACCCCAUGGGCACCCAGAACAACCCAGCACGAACCUGCAAGGACCUACAGCUUUCCCAUCCAGAGUUCCCAGAUGGUGAAUACUGGAUUGAUCCUAACCAGGGUUGCUCUGGAGAUUCCUUCAAAGUUUACUGUAACUUCACAUCUGGUGGCGAGACCUGUAUCUACCCAGACAGGAAGUCUGAGGCAGUCAGAAUUUCAUCCUGGCCCAAGGAAACUCCAGGAUCUUGGUUCAGUGAAUUUAAGCGUGGCAAACUACUCUCAUAUGUGGACGUUGAAGGCAAUCAAAUUAACUCAGUCCAAAUGACAUUCCUGAAAUUACUGAGUGCCUCUGCCAGACAGAAUUUCACUUACAACUGUCAUCAGUCCGUGGCCUGGCAUGACGUGUCAUCCGACAGCUUUGACAAGGCUCUGAGGUUCCUGGGAUCAAACGACGAGGAGAUGUCUUAUGAUAACAAUCCGUACAUCAAAGCCCUCUAUGAUGGUUGCGCAUUGAGAAAAGGCUAUGAAAAGACUGUGAUGGAGAUCCAUACACCUAAAAUUGAUCAGGUGCCAAUCGUAGAUGUGAUGUUGAAUGACUUUGGUGAUCCAAACCAGAAAUUUGGAUUUGUAGUUGGUCCUGUCUGCUUCCUUGGUUAAACUCAGAGCGAUGGGCAGAUCCACAAGCAAGCUGCAACUUGGUGUCACCAACCCACUUCAUGCCACAUGCAAGUUUUGAAUAAGAAUGGUGUAGAGAAUUUGUCUUGCCGUGUAUGUAUGUAUUAUCUAGAAAAUACCUGUUGUCUUUGUAGGGCCAGAAUCACAUGACUUAUACCUGUUAUGGAAAACCGUGAAGGACAUUUGAUGCCAUGGCUGAGAAUGGUACAUAGGCAACAACAUGAGGAGGUCUGAUUCCUUUUGGUGCUGUACAAAAAUGACUACAAUGGUGCUCUGUAAAAUACAACAAAGAGGUGCUAAGAAGGUGUAUUUUAAUAAACUGUAAUUGUUCUUUUGUACAAUACUGUUAUUUCCAAGCCCACUUUCAAAACUUGCAUGUGUCUCAGCAUUGCAUCUGGCUCUUAACUUUAAUAUUAGUUUAAAAAAAAAAAAAAAAAAAAAAAAAAAAGAUAUCAGUGAAUAUUGUGUAGCUGUCAUGAAGCAAAUAAAGCAAACAUUUUCAGUCAAAUCAAUUCCCUUUUUCUAAUUAUAAUAUAUCCCCUUUGUAUAUAUUGACCACACAAAGAGCUCUGGGUUAUUUGCAUUCGCCUUCAAGACCCCAAGUGACAGAACAGGAAAGCCUUCUUCAGCACACUCAGAUCAACUUCUUCACUAAUGUUGUUUCUUUGUUCUACUUUUUAAGCAACUGAGGCAUUCAAUUUCUGGUGCUAUACCUCAAACGUUCUAGAUAAACUAUAAGAUCCCAAGGAUGUUAUACCCUGUAUAUAUACCUUGAUUAAAACCAUUACGUUUAUAUUUUUUGGGUGGGGGACAUUUUUUAAGAAACAAAAAUGUGUUCAUAUCUUUUGUGAAUUAAACAAUUAGCCUUCUAGAUAACACAAAAUAAAUGUUUGAUUGGUUCAUGGUUCAUAUAAAAAAAAAAUUAAAACUGGAUUCUAAACAACAACGAAUUGAAUGUGUGCAUUGUUUGCUUGCAUAUUGUGUAAAAUAUAUGUACAAUAGUAUAGUUUAACCUUAUUUUAUAGUGCCUAUACAUUUACCUUUCAGAAAUAUCUUGUUUAAUUAUAUUCCAAGAUGAGAAUACAGAUGCCAUAAUUUGUCUAGGUCAUGUGAUUCUACCUAGUUGCUAAGCAACAUGUAAGGGGACUGCUAACUUCAGAGCUUUCUGUAUUGGACCCAAAUCUUUGUCAUUUCUCGUACAAGUUCUUUUUAAUUUGAAGCUGUUUUUUUCCCUUCUUUCUGCGUUAGUUGUCAUGGCAGUAGAAACAACCUUUUUUUUUAACACUUCAGAAAAUUCCCUUUUGUAAUUAUUUCGAUAAUAUAUGUAAGACUUGAAAUAAAUGUUUGGUAACUAUUGCUUUUUGAGUUGUUAAAUUAAUUGGAUUAAGUUGAAACUACAUUAUAUUUGGUUAUUUUUUAAUUUGUAUUAAAAUGUCUGACAUAAUGCGUGUAAACUACGGUACAGAAGAGCAUUCUAUGGUAAUGCAUUUUCAUUUAUUUUCAGACCAAAGUUUGUAACUGUGAGCAUCAAAGACAAAUUUAAGAAUUUCAACAAUAAAGAUCAAGUCUUGUCUA